CGCUAUAGUGUGAGUAGUAUUAUUAUUCAGCCGUACCUGUUGUUUAGGCUCCGGGGAAUCUAUCUAUCUAUCUAUCGCACGUCCUGUCACACCGACGGCGGCGGCGGCCCGAUAACACGACAUUCAUGUAAAUCGUCGUUGUAACGCAUAACAAUAAUAUUAAUAUCGUAUUGUCAUUAAAGUCAUUAUAGCUAUUUCUUUUCCGGUGUUAUACCACCUCCCGUCAACCGCGCGGCCGUACCUACCACUUCCAUCCACACUUGCGUCCGCGCACCGCACACACUCGCCCGGUGGUCGACGGGAAUUUCUAGUCGAUUCCAAUAAUAGUCUUCGCUCCGCUCGUGAUAAACCGUUUAUCACGGUAAUAACGAAUUUCACAUCCGUCGUCUACGACACGUCCCGAUCCGCGCGGUCUUGGCGUCGUACCCGUACAAUGUCUGGUCGCGGUACGCCCGACGACGACGACGACGACAAUAACAACAGCAACAGCAGUUACGCAUCGAUCGACGUGCUGUCGCGCGCGUAUCCUUCCGCACGAUAAAACACUCGCCGUGCGUGUCGCCUCGACGUUGAACUUCCACGUCCCGCACGAAUCGAAUUCGCGGACGCCGCAGCUUUGUCCACAGUGCACCCGACGACGUACUCCAGUGCGAUAUUAUGCCACUCGCUGGACUCGGAGAUUCGGUCGAUCCUUGGAAACGAGUGUCGCUGCAAACCGAAUCCAACAAUCUAGUUAACACCAACGCCAUGGUUGUAGGUACAUCUAAGUCAAAACCAAUACCAUUUAAUCAAUCUAACCCCUCAAGUCUACAUGAUGCUAUAAGUAUAGGACCAGAUAAAGAUGACGAGAUCAUUGAUGAAUUAGAUGAUGAUCAAGAUGAAAAUCAAAAUGAUUCUGAUGAGAACAGUGGUCACGAAAUUGAACUAAAAGAACUCAUAAAAGAGGGACAUGAAAGAGCUGAACGAUCUCAGUUUGAAUUGUUAAAAGUUCUCGGACAAGGAUCAUUCGGAAAAGUAUUUUUGGUUCGAAAAAUUGUUGGACCAGAUAAUGGCACACUUUAUGCAAUGAAAGUAUUAAAAAAAGCAACUCUAAAAGUGAGAGAUAGAAUAAGAACAAAAAUGGAGCGUAAUAUAUUAGUUGAUGUCCGACAUCCAUUCAUUGUGCGGUUACACUAUGCAUUUCAGACUGAAGGCAAACUUUACCUAAUUUUAGAUUUUUUACGUGGUGGAGAUCUUUUUACAAGGCUUUCUAAAGAGGUUAUGUUUACUGAAGAAGAUGUUAAGUUUUAUUUAGCAGAAUUAGCAUUAGCUCUUGAUCAUAUACAUAGCCUAGGAAUUAUCUACAGAGAUUUAAAACCUGAAAACAUAUUGUUAGAUGCUGAUGGUCAUAUAUCCUUGACAGAUUUUGGUUUAAGCAAGUUACCUUUAGAUGAUCAAAAAGCGUAUUCAUUUUGUGGAACUGUUGAAUAUAUGGCCCCUGAAGUAGUAAAUCGCAAAGGUCAUUCAUUUGUAGCAGACUGGUGGUCAUUUGGAGUUUUAAUGUAUGAAAUGUUAACUGGAUCCUUACCUUUCCAAGGUGCUAACCGUAAAGAAACAAUGUCACAGAUAUUACGUGCUAAACUUGGUAUGCCACAGUUCUUGUCAAAUGAAGCUCAAGCUCUAUUACGUGUACUUUUCAAAAGAAAUCCUAGUAAUCGUCUAGGAGCUUCUGGUAUUCAGGAACUGAAAGAUCAUCCAUUUUUUGCAUCUAUAAAUUGGGACAACUUAUAUCGUAAAACAAUCCAUCCACCUUUUAAACCAGCUGUCAGUAGGGCUGAUGAUGCAUUUUAUUUUGAUAGUGAAUUUACUUCUAAAACUCCCAAAGAUUCUCCAUGUGUUCCACCAAGUGCUAAUGCCCAUGAACUAUUUCGAGGAUUCAGUUUUGUUGCUCCUUGUUUAAUUGGUGAAGAGGAUGUAGUAAAUCUUCAACAAUCGACAACAAUACCAACUAAAGCAACUGAACCUUAUUCAAAGUUACCUUAUGCUAAAAGAAAUGCUGCUGAUGAAUAUGAUUUUAAACAUGAAAUUGGCCGUGGUAGUUAUUCUUCAUGCAAAUUAUGUGUUCAUAAAACUACUCGUAUUGAGUAUGCAGUUAAGAUAAUUGAUAAAUCAAAAAAAGACUGCCAAGAAGAAGUUGAAAUACUUCUACGCUAUGGACAUCACAAUAAUAUAGUUACAUUAAGAGAUGUUUAUGAAGAUGAUAAGUCUGUGUAUUUAGUAAUGGAAUAUAUGAGAGGUGGUGAGCUUCUUGACAGACUUCAUAAAUUAAAAUAUUUUUCGGAAAGAGAAGCUAGUGCCAUAAUGCAAGUUGUAACUUCAACUUUAUGUUAUUUACAUAAAAGUGGAGUUGUGCAUAGAGAUCUAAAACCAUCAAACAUUCUUUACGCUACUGAAAGUGCAUCACCUGAGGCUUUAAGAAUAUGUGAUUUUGGUUUUGCCAAACAACUGCGUGCUGAUAAUGGGCUUUUGAUGACUCCUUGUUAUACUGCAAAUUUUGUAGCUCCUGAAGUUUUGAAAAGACAAGGUUAUGAUGCUGCUUGUGAUAUCUGGUCAUUGGGUGUACUGUUGUUUACACUACUAGCUGGACAUACUCCAUUUGCUAAUGGACCUGAAGAUACACCAACUGAAAUAUUAAAUCGCAUUGGCAACAGUAAUUUAGAUUUAAAGUCUGGCAACUGGACAGUAGUGUCAGCUGAAGCUAAAGAUUUGGUAAAAAAGUUGUUACAUAUAGAUCCUCAUCAAAGGCCAACAGCUUGUCAAGUCUUAUCAAGUCCAUGGAUAAUGAAUCGAGACAAAUUACCAACGCAUCAGAUACAAUUGCAGGAAUCAUACAAGAUUAAGGGGGCAAUGGAAGCAACUUAUCGAGCAGUUAGUCAGUCACCACCAACCCCUAAUUUAGGACCAGUAGUUUUAAGUCAGCUGGCUCAAAGACGUCACAAGUCACGUACUAAAUGAUACUUUAUAACUACUUAUACAUGAUACUAUAUAUUCCUUUUUAUUCUAUUUCUAUAACUUCUACAUUUAUCUUAUUGUAUACGUUAUAUACUUCAUUUUUAAAUUAGCAUCUUUUAAUGUAUUUUAAUAUCUUUUAAAAUAUCUUUCUGACUUUAUAAUAUUUAAAUUAUUUUAUUAAUUCUCAAAGUUUAGAGAAAACUUGUUUGUUUACCGCGGCACAAAAGGUAUAUAAGCAACAUGAUAACAUUGACAAUAUAAAUGUAAUGGACUUCAAUUAUUAUAUUAUUUGUAUAUACUAAUAGUGACAAAAACCAGACAAGUAUCAAUUAUCAAGUCUGACGUUAUGAUAUUCAUAACAUUUUUUUACAUUUGGUUUAUACAUAUAUGCUUAUAAUAAACAGUAUUAAACAUUCCUAGUAAGUUUGUUGUUAUGUUUAUUAAUUAAAAUUACAAAGUAUACAAGAAUGUAAUUAUAUUUUUUAUGUUUAAAAAUAUACAAAUUUGUUAUAAGUAUUAAAACAUAUUGUUUACUCAGAUUAUCUCUUAUAUUGCAGUUUUUUAUUGGCUUACAACAGUGUAUGGGGCCACUAAUGGCCAAUAUAAUGCAAUAAGGAAAUGUCAUACUGGUACAUUUCAUAGUUUAGUCAAUUUGUAUUAAUUAGUGAUUAGUUUAGGUAAUUUACUAAAAUUACUACAUGUUUAUAUUUCUAUUAAAAUUGUAUUUGUAUUAAUAUUUUUAAAAUCAGUAUUAUCAGAUAAGUUUCUGGUAAAUCAGAUUUAAGAAAUAUAUUAUAUUAUUAUGUA
Messenger RNA from Rhopalosiphum padi (bird cherry-oat aphid), 3798 nucleotides. RefSeq names its product ribosomal protein S6 kinase 2 beta-like. The record is from RefSeq and is a predicted model, not a curated record. The transcript is spliced from 16 exons. Lineage: Eukaryota; Metazoa; Arthropoda; Insecta; Hemiptera; Aphididae. Gene Ontology annotation, molecular function: magnesium ion binding; ribosomal protein S6 kinase activity; ATP binding. Gene Ontology annotation, biological process: protein phosphorylation; intracellular signal transduction. The coding region runs from base 658 to 2994 and encodes 778 amino acids.